Hibiscus syriacus is the source of this 1181-nucleotide messenger RNA. Its product is annotated as acyl-CoA--sterol O-acyltransferase 1-like. Bases 1 to 1071 code for a protein of 356 amino acids. The record is from RefSeq and is a predicted model, not a curated record. Gene Ontology annotation, biological process: lipid metabolic process. Lineage: Eukaryota; Viridiplantae; Streptophyta; Magnoliopsida; Malvales; Malvaceae. The transcript has 2 exons.
AUGGAUGGCAUGCUCAUAAUAGCAGAGAAAGAGAUGAACAACUUCAUCAACCUUUGGCUCUACACCAUCUUUUCUCUAUAUUACUGUUACUCCAUAGGUAAAACCAAGAUCAUCCCUAAAGGAACUGCAAGGCUUCUUUGUUUUCUACCAGUUAUUUGCCUAUUUCUUUACAUUCCGCUCGAAAUCUUCUCCGUACAUCUCGGAUUCGUCACUUCUUUCUUCAUCACUUGGCUUGCUAGCUUCAAGCUCUUGCUCUUCGCCUUCGGAAAAGGCCCUUUGUCAUCCCCGUCUCUCUCUUUACCUAUCUUUCUUGUUAUUGCUUGUUUGCCAAUCAAAAUCCGACAAAACCCGCCUUUAAAUGCACAAAAUGGCCAUCAAACGAUCACAAACUAUGCUGUCAAGAUUCUGCUUUUUGCCUUGUUGCUUCGUAUAUAUGACUACAGUGACCAUAUCCACCUCACAAUCAUAUUGGCUCUAUAUUCUUUUCACAUGUAUGUUCUCCUGGAGACAGUCCUAGCACUGGCCGCAACCAUGGCUCGAGCCCUGUUGGGUCUCGAGCUAGAGAAACAGUUCAAUGAACCGUACCUUUCCACCUCAAUGCAAGAUUUCUGGGGCAGGAGAUGGAACAUGAUGACAACGAGCAUUCUACAAGCAACAGUGUAUGAACCUAUCCGUAACACGGCUGCACGUUUCAUUGAUCGUAGAUGGGCUCCACUUCCCGCGGUUUUUGGGACUUUUUUCGUGUCGGGCAUCUUGCAUGAGCUGAUUUUUUACUACCUGGCACGUGAACAGCCGACGUGGGAAAUCACGUGGUUCUUUCCCGUCCAUGGUGCAUGGUUGACGGUAGAGGUUGUGCUGAAGAAGGUAUUUGGGAAGUGGUUAUUGCCAAGGGUGGUUUCUACACCGUUGACGAUCGGAUUCCUCGUAAUAACCGCCUCCUGGCUCUUCUUCCCACCGCUUCUACAGUGCAAGAUCAAUGAGAGGGCGCUUGAAGAGUAUGCGGUUCUAGGUACGUUUCUUAAGAAUGUUACUGCAUUAACCUUCAGCACUUUCAAGUUUCAAAGAUUGUAGUGCGUUUCCUAUGAAAUAGAAUAAACCAAAGCAGUCCCAAAAGAGCUUGUAAUGGAAACAACAAAAACAUCGUUCCAUUCUGUUUAAAUCUGAUUAUUUCUGAACUAUAU